AUCUACCGUCCGCCGAUAAACACAAAGGAGGAAGACGCGGGAGGAAACGAAGCAGCAGCAGCAGCAGAAGAAGAAGAAGAAGAAGAAGAAGACGGAGCGGUGCUAACAGUUAGCUUCGUCCGGUUCCGUCGAGGAAAGUUUCUGAGACGUCUUCCUUCAUCCCGUCCGUCUCUCCUCCCUGACUCCGCCCCCCUGUCCCCGCCACCGAGCGCCGCAGGUCCGUCGGGGCGUCCGCUCUCUUCCCGAGUCGCCAACAUGCCGGCAGCACUGACAGAUUCCAGCCAGAUCAUCUGUGAGGUCUGGGCGAGCAACGUGGAGGACGAGAUGAGGAAGAUCCGGCAGAUCAUCCAGAGCUACAACUUCAUCGCCAUGGACACGGAGUUCCCCGGCGUGGUGGUCCGGCCGAUAGGCGAGUUCCGCAGCACGGUGGACUAUCAGUACCAGCUGCUGCGCUGCAACGUGGACCUGCUGAAGAUCAUCCAACUGGGCCUCACCUUCAUGAACGAGGACGGGGACUAUCCCCCCGGCACCACCACCUGGCAGUUCAACUUCAAGUUCAACCUCACAGAAGACAUGUACUCGCAGGACUCCAUCGACCUGCUGCAGAACUCGGGCCUCCAGUUCAAGAAGCACGAGGAAGAAGGAAUCGACACGCUCUAUUUCGCCGAGCUGCUCAUGACGUCCGGUCUGGUUCUGUGUGAAAACGUCAAGUGGCUCUCGUUCCACAGCGGUUACGACUUUGGAUACCUGGUGAAGCUGUUGACGGACGCUCGGCUGCCGGAGGAGGAACACGACUUCUUCCAGAUCCUCAACUUGUUCUUCCCGGCGAUUUACGACGUCAAGUAUCUGAUGAAAAGCUGCAAAAACUUAAAGGGGGGGCUGCAGGAAGUGGCAGACCAGCUGGAGCUGAAGAGGAUCGGGCGACAGCACCAGGCGGGAUCGGACUCUCUACUCACUGGGAUGGCUUUCUUCAGGAUGAAAGAGCUUUUCUUCGAGGACAACAUCGACGACGCUAAGUAUUGUGGGAGGUUGUACGGACUCGGCUCGGGCUCCACGCAGCCGCAGAACGGGCUCUCGGGCUCGGGGCAGGAGGAGACCAACAACAAGCACUGACCCGUGAGACGACCCGCCUUUUAAAACCCAACCAGCAAAUUCUCCCCCCGACCUCCGCCCCCUGAACGAGACUUUUCCCUCCGAGUGAAUGAGACAUGGACUCGACAGCCACAGUGGAUCUUUUUCUUUUAGUCACUUUUACUGAGAAUAUUCCCAAAAUAUUGACUUUUAAAACAUCAUCAUCAUCAUCUUCCUCUUCAUCACGGGACCAUCAUCUGUGUCGCGCUCAGACUCCUCCCCCUCCUCGUUUUGUUUUGGUUCUUUUUAAGUCGGUGCUGGACGACGGGCCUGUAAAUUAAAAAUGUAUAAUUUUGAUGAGAAUAAAAAUGUUUUAGCUCUUUUUCCACGUUCAGAACCUUUUCAGAACGUUGCCGCGGCGUUUGGGUUCUGCUCGUUGUUCUGUUCUGUUGUUUUUACAUCCCACCUUGUUUUAAACACUUGUAUAUUAAAUUGUUUUGUAUUUUCAAUGUAA
Molecule: messenger RNA, 1585 nt
Organism: Scophthalmus maximus (turbot)
Lineage: Eukaryota; Metazoa; Chordata; Actinopteri; Pleuronectiformes; Scophthalmidae
Gene: cnot8
Product: CCR4-NOT transcription complex, subunit 8
Exons: 7
Coding region: 256-1113 (285 amino acids)
Cellular component (GO): P-body; CCR4-NOT complex; CCR4-NOT core complex
Molecular function (GO): poly(A)-specific ribonuclease activity; nucleic acid binding
Source: RefSeq, a predicted model, not a curated record